Schizosaccharomyces osmophilus is the source of this 912-nucleotide messenger RNA. It is a transcript of the gene mal3, whose product is annotated as microtubule plus-end binding protein, EB1 family Mal3. The transcript has 2 exons. Gene Ontology annotation, molecular function: microtubule plus-end binding. Gene Ontology annotation, cellular component: spindle midzone; microtubule plus-end; cytoplasmic microtubule. Gene Ontology annotation, biological process: regulation of microtubule polymerization or depolymerization; protein localization to microtubule plus-end; spindle assembly. Lineage: Eukaryota; Fungi; Ascomycota; Schizosaccharomycetes; Schizosaccharomycetales; Schizosaccharomycetaceae. The record is from RefSeq and is a predicted model, not a curated record. Bases 1 to 912 code for a protein of 303 amino acids.
AUGUCUGAAUCUCGACAAGAGUUGUUGGCAUGGCUCAACGAAGUCACAAAACUUGGUCUUUCAAGGAUUGAGGAUUGUGGAAAAGGCUACACUAUGCUUGUAAUUAUUGAUUCUAUUUAUCAAGAUGUCCCUUUAAAAAAGGUCAACUUUGAUUGCAAUAAUGAUUAUCAGUACAUAAACAACUGGAAAGUUCUUCAACAAGUAUUUUUAAGGAAAGGAAUUGAUAAAGUGGUCGACCCAGAACGUCUUUCGCGCUGUAAAAUGCAAGAUAAUUUAGAGUUUGUUCAAUGGGCAAAGCGUUUUUGGGACCAAUAUUACCCUGGUGGUGAUUAUGAUGCUUUGGCUCGUCGUGGUGGACGCGGCCUGGUACAACAUGGUGCGUCUCCUAAUGCUCCUAGAAGAAGACAAGUCUCAUCUGGAAGUACUGUAAAUCCAGCCCCUCGCUCUAGCUUAAAUGCAACAAAUGCUCCCAACAACAACACCGCCGCUGUACUUCGUGCCAAGCAAGCACAACAACAGAUCACCAACUUGGAGGGCCAACUUACAGAGGCCAAUGAAACCAUGUUUGCAUUAGAGCGCGAAAGGGACUUUUAUUUCAAUAAAUUACGCGAAGUAGAAAUCCUAGUCCAAACACAUCUGAGUGCAGAGCCAAUGUCACAUGAAACUAUGCUGGAAAGAAUACAAGCAAUUUUAUAUUCUACUGAAGAUGGUUUCGAGCUUCCUCCGGAAACUGAGAGACCGAUGGAUGCAUAUCCACUUGUUGACCAUAACAUGAGCAACGUCGUUGAUGAACCUCAUAUGGACGAAGCCAAGCCUGUCGACAUGCCUUCGAAUCCCGGUGCUCCUGACUUUGUUCGCGCUCGUUUACAAAGUCUGGAAGUCGACGAUGAUGAUGAAAAUCUUACUUUUUAG